GAGACUGAAACUUGUAGUGAAGCAAUUUAAGACCAACAAUCACUCAGUAGAUUGUUGCUUGAAGGUAUUUUUUAUUAACUUUAUUGGUAUUUUAUGACACUUUUAAUUGGCUAAUCAUGGCAUUUCUGAUCUACCUGACUGUUCUGACAACAGCCGUCAUCACACAGGUGACUGCUAGCUGCCCAGCAGAGUGCGAGUGUCCCGCAGAGCCCCCGGUUUGCCCUCCAGGUGUUAGCGCUGUGCCGGACAGAUGUGGGUGCUGCAAGGUGUGUGCUGCACAGCUUAAUCAAGACUGCAGCCCAGUGAGGCCUUGCGACCACCACAAAGGGCUGGAGUGUAAUUACGGCAACGAUGUGACCAUGGCCUGGGGCAUCUGUCGAGCAAAAUCAGAGGGACGGACAUGCGAGUACAACAGCAGGAUCUACCAGAACGGCGAGAGCUUCCGUGCCGGCUGUAAACACCAGUGUACCUGCAUCGAUGGCGCCGUCGGUUGCGCUCCUCUGUGCAACAACAAGCUGCCCCCUGCGUCGCCGUCCUGCCCCUACCCUCGUCUGGUCAGGAUCCCCGGCCAGUGCUGUUUCAGCGUCGACUGCCACAAGGGCACCUGGCGCCUUCCGGCCAAGCACCAGGUGCCUCCGCCACAACAACACCUGCCGAAACCUUGGCACCAUCCCGAGCCGCACCACCCUGAAAAUGAGCUGCUCCUCGCCAACAAGCUCACAGAAGUCAAGUCCAGCAGCUGGGAGGAUGAACAAGGCUACAAACACCUGCCUGCGUGGAACCCUUUGAAGGAGAAGAAGUGUCCGGUCCAGACCACCGACUGGUCCCAGUGCUCCCGCAGCUGUGGGAUGGGCGUUUCGUCACGGAUCACCAACAAGAACCCUCAGUGCAAACUGGAGAGAGAGACGAGGAUCUGCACCGUGCGGCCGUGUCACAGCUUACCCGUCCCAGCCAAGAAAGGGAAGACCUGCUCGCCCACUCAGAAAGCCCCAGAGCCCGUCCACCUGUCCUACGGAGAAUGCGUGAGCGUCCGCCUCUACCGGCCGAACUACUGCGGCGUCUGUACGGACGGACGGUGCUGCUCGCCACGGCGCACGCGCACCGUGCCCGUGACCUUCGUGUGCCCGGACGGCGAGCGCUUCCAGAGGCAGGCCAUGUUCAUCCAGUCGUGUAAAUGCAGCGACGACUGCGGCCACCUGAACGAAGUGGCCCUUCCUCCACAGCACUGGAUGUACGGAGACACGCACAAGUUCAUAGACUAGACUAGUGGUGAGGAUGGUUGUUGAUGCGAAUGUGAUGAGGUCAGCUUUCCUAAAGAGAGAGGACACUUCCGAGACGAGGAGCCGAUUUAUGUUUUUUUCUUAUCUGGCUCCAAGCGAGUGAAGGCCACAAGGCAGGAAGAACCGCCCUGGUAUUAUUCACACAAUCAUAAAGGCAACCCAUAUUGUAUUGUAUUGUAAUACGUGUGACCAGAGUGGAUUGUACACUUGCCUGCUCCUGUUCAAACUGACGUGGGACCUAAAUUAGAGCCCUGAAACUCCCUGGACUUCCUGUACUCUGAACUGAUUGCUGGUUCAGGUGUCGAGGAUUGUUUUUUCUUCUUUUUUUUUUUUUUUUCUUUCGAGACUCUCAGAUCAGCCUGAGAGGAGAAACACUACAAAAGCAACAAAGCACUUUAUUUAGCACUGAAACCUGUGACUGUUACCAGUGCACAAGAAUCUCCAACAAGAUCACCUCACCUGCAUCAGUAGCUUGAACUACUGUAAUUACUUUAUGUCCCACAAUGCACUGUGACUACUUACUGACAACCAGCAAAAGAUUAACUUUUGCAGUUUUAUGUAGAAAACUCCAGAGUGUAAUGCAAAACGUGGACUUUUUUCCCCCUCCAAAUACACAAAAUCAGCACAGAAUGUUACAAAUCUGAACACAUAAAUCACAUGUGCCUUUUAUGCACGCUGCGAUGUGCACACAUCAGUGAAUGACCGUUUCCGUGUAACAGGAAACAAAUGCAAUUCAUGACGAGCAUUCGGCAAAGACUGAACCGAUGCCAAUUGAUUUCUUGUUUUUGCAUUAAAUGCAACUCAGAAAAAAAAAUGUCUUACAUGAACCUGUAUUUCUUCAGAAUUUCUGUUGGAUCACAAUGUAUUCUGUAACUGCAUUUCUAUAUUUUGAUCCAAUUUUGUAUUAUUUGUCACAUUUAUACACUUUUAUGGAUUGAGACACUACAGUGUAGCUGUCACAAGUUUUUGUUGGUCCAUCCAUGUGAUAAAACUGGCUUCCAAGCUCA
Stegastes partitus (bicolor damselfish) is the source of this 2287-nucleotide messenger RNA. Its product is annotated as protein CYR61-like. Gene Ontology annotation, cellular component: extracellular region. The transcript has 6 exons. The record is from RefSeq and is a predicted model, not a curated record. NCBI's taxonomy places the organism in Eukaryota, Metazoa, Chordata, Actinopteri, Pomacentridae. Bases 117 to 1262 code for a protein of 381 amino acids. Gene Ontology annotation, molecular function: heparin binding; integrin binding. Gene Ontology annotation, biological process: signal transduction; positive regulation of cell differentiation; cell adhesion.